Centruroides sculpturatus (bark scorpion) is the source of this 2761-nucleotide messenger RNA. Its product is annotated as kinesin light chain-like. Gene Ontology annotation, biological process: microtubule-based movement. Gene Ontology annotation, molecular function: kinesin binding. The transcript is spliced from 13 exons. The record is from RefSeq and is a predicted model, not a curated record. Gene Ontology annotation, cellular component: kinesin complex; cytoplasm; membrane-bounded organelle. Bases 475 to 2376 code for a protein of 633 amino acids. NCBI's taxonomy places the organism in Eukaryota, Metazoa, Arthropoda, Arachnida, Scorpiones, Buthidae.
CUUAAGAUGUAUUUCCAGAAAUUCCUGUUAUUGAUUAUUAUAUAAUCAGAUUUCAGCAAGAAAGCAUUGUCUUUGUUACCCUGACCUUCCUAGAUCGAUAGUAUUUCACGAUUUCCCAUCUAUUAUCGAUCGUUGUCAGCAUCAUUCGCAUGCGCAUUCCAUUUGUCACCUUUUCGUUAAAGCCGUGAGCGCAAUCAUUUCUAUACAACUUUGUUAUUCCUGGAUUCCUUACAUCUUAAUACUUUAUCCAUCGUAUUUAGUUAGUAAACGGUGCGAUAGUCGAACAAAGUCGCCUGUCAACUUAAUGCAGGCUCCGUCUAGACUUGCUGCAAUGCGGUGUGGUGUGUCAUCCCUCCACCCUUAUGUGAGGAGAGUUGCUUUACUUUCGAUGUGAAAGUGUUUCGUCAAUCGUUUUAUUUGUAUUUUGUCAUAAUUACUUGUAAAAGAAACAUUUAAAUAAAGAAUCCAGUUCCUAUGAGGAUGUCUGAAGCUAUUAAAUCCUAUAGAUUGAAGAAAAUUGAAUCAAUAGGCAAAAUGACUCAAAUGACUCAAGAAGAAAUUAUUACCAAUACUAAAACUGUUAUCCAGGGAUUAGAAGCUCUAAAAAAUGAGCAUCUUUCUAUUCUUAACGGACUUCUCUCUUCUUUAAAAGCUGUUCAACAAGAAAAAGGAGAUAGCAACUUGAUGGAAGAGAAAUCAUCUCUCAUUAAAAAACAUUUGGAUUCCAUUGAACUUGGCUUGGGUGAAGCUCAGGUAAUGGUGGCUUUAGCUGGUCAUUUACAGACUGUCGAAGCAGAAAAACAAAAAUUAAGAGCCCAAGUGCGAAGGCUUUGUCAAGAGAAUGCAUGGUUAAGAGAUGAAUUAGCAAAUACUCAGCAAAAAUUACAAGCAUCUGAACAAACAGUGGCCCAAUUAGAAGAGGAAAAGAAACAAUUAGAAUUUAUGAAUUCUCUGAAAAAAUAUGACAACAGUGAAUCUAUGACAGAAGAAUCAAUAGUAGAAAAGAAAUCAGAUGUUGAGCAGCCACUGGAUCUUGGUUUUCCUGAUGAUGACGACGAUGGUACACAACAAGAGGCAUUGUCUCCAACACCUCCUGGACAAAUGGCAGCAGCUGCUAAUGCUGGAUAUGAAAUUCCUGCACGACUUCGGACUCUACAUAAUCUUGUAAUACAGUAUGCAUCUCAAGGACGAUAUGAAGUUGCAGUACCAUUGUGCAAACAAGCUUUAGAAGAUUUGGAAAAAACAAGUGGGCAUGAUCAUCCUGAUGUUGCAACUAUGUUAAAUAUUCUAGCACUUGUUUAUAGAGAUCAGAAUAAAUAUAAAGAGGCAGCAAAUCUGUUGAAUGAUGCACUCGCUAUUCGUGAAAAAACAUUAGGGGAGAAUCAUCCAGCGGUUGCUGCCACUUUAAAUAAUCUAGCUGUACUCUAUGGAAAGAGGGGAAAAUAUAAAGAAGCUGAACCCCUUUGUAAACGUGCAUUAGAAAUUCGUGAAAAGGUUUUGGGUAAGAAUCAUCCUGAUGUAGCUAAACAACUUAAUAAUUUAGCAUUACUUUGUCAAAAUCAGGGAAAAUAUGAAGAAGUUGAACGUUAUUAUCAAAGAGCUCUAGAAAUAUAUGAAAAAACACUUGGUCCUGAUGAUCCAAAUGUUGCAAAAACAAAAAAUAAUUUGUCACAUCCAACUAUGCAUGAAAACAAACCAAUAUGGCAAGUAGCAGAAGAAAGAGAAGAAAAUAAAAACAAACAUAAAGAAAAUGCUCCUUAUGGUGAAUAUGGUGGAUGGCAUAAAGCUGCUAAAGUUGAUAGUCCCACAGUAGCAACUACUUUGAAGAAUCUUGGUGCAUUAUAUAGGAGACAAGGAAAAUAUGAAGCAGCUGAAACAUUAGAAGAUUGUGCUUUAAGAGCAAGAAGAGAAGUAAGAGCUCUUCAUUCAGUCACAUCCAACUAUGCAUGGCACAAAAAUGACUUCACUGAUCUUUUCAAAACUGUACCUAUAACAAGGCUAGACAAUAGGAGACAAGGAAAAUAUGAAGCAGCUGAAACAUUAGAAGAUUGUGCUUUAAGAGCAAGAAGAGAAGCUCUUGAAGGUGUUAGGCAAGUGAAAGCAAAUCAAUAUCUAGGAACAGAACUGACUGCUAUUCAAAGGGAAAAAAGACAUCCUACAUCAAAAGAAAGUAGUCGCAGAGGUUCUCGUGAAUCUUUAGAUAGUGUUUGUUAUGAAAGAAAUAUGGAUGUUAGUGAUGAUCCUACAUCUGCCAUAGCAAUUACACAGAGAACUGAAAACAGUGGUCAUCAGACAGAUACUGAACAAGCAGGAAAUCAAGCACAAGGGACAGGUCUUAAAUCUAAGUUGUUUCAUGCAUUUGGAUUUCAUUCAUAAUAAGAUCUAUUCAAUGACAUUAAUUCUCUAAUAUUUUGUUUUAGAAGCACUUUUGUUGAAAUUUGUUGUUGCUUCUUUAUGUACUUGAUAUAGUUUUCAAAUGAACCAAAGAACCACCAACAUAUGUCAACUCUUAAAAAAUAUUUAAUUUAUCCUUGUUUGUGAUGGAUAAACUGUGAUAUUAAUGUCACAAUAGUGUGAUACCUAAAGCAGGCUUUAUUUGUAACUUUUCUUAUUUCAGUAUAUAUUUAUAUUUUGAAUAUUGCAAGUAUUCUAAAUUUUAUGGAGCGCAAAUAUAUAUUGUACUUAACAGCUUAUACCAUCACAUAAAUUUGUAAAAAUGAAUUAUGACAGUAUUUCAAAUGAAAACUAUGCUUUCUAAAAA